UAAUAUCUUACCUAAGCAACAGCAGUUGCAUUGGGCGAGCUUGGACGACACUGACAGCCUCUUGUUCGCAGUGCACGGACCCCCACCACGCGCUGCAGCGAACGCGACGCGUUCUCAACCUCUUGAAGGUCCCGCUGUAACGACGAAAAGGCGUGCAUAUUCCUUGUGGAUUUUGGUCUUUCAAAUCACCCUCUUUCUCAGAAGAAUCUUUGACGGAAAGCGAUUUACCCAGUCCAUUUACACCUUGGCUUGGGCGAAAUGGCGCCCACGACCUCGCUGAAAAGAGCUGCCCCAGAUGAUGCUGACGACUACAGCUUCCUACGACGAAGAGGGGGAGAUGGGCCACGGGCUUAUCACGAUAAUGACACUACCGCGAACGAAUCAGCAAGUACAUUUCAACCGGGUGCAAUUGUGCGAGUGAAAUUACGCAACUUCGUUACCUAUUCCGAAGCCGAAUUCUCUCUCGGGCCUAACUUGAAUAUGGUUAUUGGGCCAAACGGCACAGGGAAAAGUUCGCUGGUCUGUGCCAUUUGCUUGGGACUUGGUUAUCCACCGAACGUACUGGGGAGGGCGAGUGCUUUUGGCGACUUCGUCAAGCACGGCAACGAUGAGGCGGAACUCGAGGUUGAGCUACAGCGGAAGGCUGAAGAUGCCGAGAACUAUGUCAUUGGGCUUGUCAUCAGGCGCGAGGAUAAUAGUCGGAAGUUCACUAUCAAUGGAAGCCGUUCCACCCUCAAGGAUGUUCAGAAGCUUAUGCGGAGCCUUCGUAUCCAGAUCGACAACCUAUGUCAGUUCCUACCACAGGACAAGGUGGCGGAGUUUGCUGGGUUGACUCCGGUAGAGCUGUUGGAGAAGACUCUGCAUGCCGCCGCGCCACAGGAUAUGAUUGUGUGGCAGCAGGAAUUGAAACAGGGAUUCAAGGAGCAAAAGGAAGUGCAAUCCAUCACGGACAAGACUCGCGAGGACGUCAAGAGGAUGGAGGACAAACAGCGGCUUCUGCAGGCGGAUGUCGACAAACUUCGCGAGAGAAAGGCUAUCCAGGAAGCGCUGAUCAAACUGAAGCAACUUCGACUGAUCGCUCAAUAUCAGGAGGCCAGGGAACACUUUAACGAUGCCAGAAUGCGCAAGAAAGAGUCACAGCGCGCCUAUAAGAGGCUCGAAAGAAGCGUCGCGCCAGCCCUCGAAGCCGUCAAUAGAAAGCAGGAUUAUUCUCGCAAAGUUAGAGGCGUCGUAACUCUUCGGCGACGAGAAUUGGAGCAGGCUGUAGCCGAGGCCGACAAAGCGCUGGGUCCGGUGGAAUCAGCAAGUGGGAAAAUGACGCAGAUCGAAAACGCGAUUCGGACGGAGGAAGAAAAUUUCAAGGACAAGAGGAAGCGGAUGGGUGCUUUGAGGAAGGAGAUCACCGAUCUGAAGGCAAAGUAUGCACAAGAGCCCAAGGAAUUCAAGGCUGGUGAAUGGAACCUCCAGAUUCGAGAGCUAGACCACCAGAAGCGCGAGAAGCAGCAGAAGGCCUUGGAUCUUGUCCCAGAACGUGACGCUAUCAAGACGGAGGGAUAUGGUUUGAGGCAACAGAAGAUGGCAUUGGUGCAGGAACUGGAGGCCCUGGACUCGCAAGAGGGCCAACUUCUCAACCAGCUCAAGAACAUGAACCCUGAUGCAGCAGCGGGCUGGGCCUGGCUCAAAGACAACCAAGGAGGGUUCGAAAAGGAAGUCUUUGGGCCUCCCAUGCUAACGUGCUCCGUUAAAGACAAGCGCUACAAGGACUUGGUCCAGUCCAUGCUCCAGGGAUCUGAUUUCUUUUGUUUCACGACACAGACCAGAGCGGACCACAAAAAGCUGAGCGACCAGCUGUAUGGGACUUUGGGCCUUUCCGUUACUGUUCGGACUUGCUUUAGCUCAUUGGAUUCCUUCAAGCCACCUAUGCCUCAGGAGCAGCUUUCACGGUAUGGCUUCGAUGGCUAUGUUCUCGAUUUCCUCGACGGACCCGCUCCCGUGCUGGCCAUGCUUUGCGCAGAGAAAAGACUACAUCAGUCUGCCCUUAGCUUGAAGGAGAUUUCCGAUGACCAGUUCGAGCAAAUCCAAAAGGACGAGCUCAUCAACUACUUUUCUGCUGGUCGCAAGUUUUAUCGUAUCAUGCGCCGGAGAGAGUAUGGGCCGGGGGCGGUCUCUACGCGCGUCACUGGGUUCAGCGAGGGCCGGUUCUGGACAGACCAGCCGGUUGACGGUUCUGAAAAGCUCGAAAUCAGACGCAAGAUCGAAGAGAUCGAUGGCAAGACUGAUGAGUUGCUGACAAAGUUGAAAGAGGUGGCCGAGAAGCACAAAACACUCACAGCGGAGAUCAAGGAACUUGAGGAGAAGAAGAGCGAUUUAAUGGCGCAGAAGAACCAAUUGCAAGCCGAGUUUACGCAGUGGAACGGCCUGCCGGACAAGAUAGAUGCCAAAGAAAAGGUCCAAGAACGCACCCAGAAGGAGCUUGACGAGGCCAAAGCUCGCAGGGUGGAUCUUAUGAGGCAACUCGACGAUGCCACCGUGGACAUGUCCAAGGCCGUCAUCAAACACUUCGAAACGCUUGGUGCUAUCCGUAAAAUGCGACAAAAACUCCUCGAAGCCCAAGUCUGGGAGCUGGAGGCCGAAUCGGAUGUCAAGUGCCUCAAAGAUAAGAACGCCGAGAUCACAGCCAGACUAGAAGACGAGAAAGCAAAGGUGGAACAGGCUAAGAAGGAUGUCGAGGAGUUUAGACAAACUGCCGGAGAAGCUCAAGACAAGGUCAGCGAGUUCUUGAACGAUGAGAACAGGGUGGCCCUUCUGGCAGCUGCUCGGGACAGGACAGUGGCCGAGUUUGAGGGAUUAAUCACGGCAGAGCAGGCGAAGCUGGAGAUGAUCGAAGCGGGUAACCCCCAGGCGCUGGAAGAGUACGAGCUUUACGCCCAAAAGAUCGAACAGAUUCGCCAUGCUGCGGAAAACCAGGAGACAAGGCUGGCCCAGCUCAACGCCAGAAUCGAGGAGAUCCAGAGCCAAUGGGAGCCCCGCCUGGACGAGCUCGUCGGACAGAUUAAUGAUGCUUUUAGCUAUAACUUUGAGCAAAUCAGCUGUGCCGGCGAAGUUGGUGUCCACAAAGACGCGGAUUUUGACAAGUGGGCUAUCGAUAUCAAGGUCAGAUUCCGUCAGGGGGAGACACUUCAGCGGCUCGACCAGCACAGACAGUCUGGUGGUGAGCGUGCCGUGUCAACCAUUUUCUACCUGAUGGCUUUACAGGCUCUGGCUCAGGCGCCAUUCCGGGUGGUGGACGAGAUCAACCAGGGUAUGGACCCGCGCAACGAGCGUAUGGUUCACGAGAGGAUGGUGGAGGUUGCGUGCCGAGAGCAUACAAGUCAGUAUUUCCUCAUCACACCCAAGCUGUUGUCGGAGCUCCGGUACGAUCCUAGGAUGAUGGUUCAUGUCAUUGUCAGUGGAGAGCGGGUGGAUGAGACGAGCACGACGAAGAUGAACUUCGGCAAGUUUGUACAGAUACAGAAGAGGCUGAAGGCACAGGCAGGGAGGUUGUGAUGAUACCAUAUGCUGAGGAAAUGGGGGCCGGGGACAUCAGUUGCAAGCGUUGCUUUAGGGCAUGACGAUAUUCACAUCAUGUCGACAGCCAGUUGGAAAGAAUGGAAAUCUAGCCGUUUGAUGAUGUCGUGCCCCAGCCACAUCGUGGGCAUACAAUUAGAACAUGGAAAUGUUUACCUAACACGCU
This is a messenger RNA of Podospora pseudocomata, 3733 nucleotides long. It is a transcript of the gene SMC5, whose product is annotated as Structural maintenance of chromosomes protein 5. The coding region runs from base 259 to 3546 and encodes 1095 amino acids. Gene Ontology annotation, molecular function: ATP binding; ATP hydrolysis activity; single-stranded DNA binding. The record is from RefSeq and is a predicted model, not a curated record. Gene Ontology annotation, cellular component: nucleus; Smc5-Smc6 complex. The transcript has 5 exons. Gene Ontology annotation, biological process: double-strand break repair via homologous recombination. Lineage: Eukaryota; Fungi; Ascomycota; Sordariomycetes; Sordariales; Podosporaceae.